Messenger RNA from Knipowitschia caucasica, 378 nucleotides. Lineage: Eukaryota; Metazoa; Chordata; Actinopteri; Gobiiformes; Gobiidae. The record is from the annotation of a GenBank genome assembly.
AUGGAGCCGAGCAGUCCCAAAAAGAUCCAGUUCUGUGACCCUCCUCUGCAAGACCAGCUGGACCCUCAGGCUGCAGAACAAAUCAGACGCAGGAGACCCACCCCUGCCUCCCCCUUCCAGGUCUGCAGACAGCCUGAAGCAGAUGUGGCUCAACAUUCUCCAGUGAGGAACUCUCAGACUGCACAUUGCGCAGAGAGGAAGUGUAGCGCACACAGCCCUCCGUCUACAAAAGACUUUUCAUGUGACAUGGACAAAACAGGCCGCCGGCUGAGCCACAAGAGCCUCAGCAUGUCCCUGUGGCGUCCAGGAGUCCUUCUCUCACCAGGAGCAGAGGAGCAGUGGCUGAACUCCGAGCUCCUCCUGUGUGACAGCCCCUAA